UUUCCCUCCAGUCUUUUAUUUUCUUCUAUCACUAAGCUCAACAUGUCAAUGCUUCUCCGACGGCAACGGCUUCAUGCGAGGCGUUCACAGUGUUCAUUAUCAAUGGCGCGAUCGCGGGAAGGAAUGGAGGGGUUUUAUUUAACCUACAAAAUCCUCCCAUAUUUUCCCAUCCAGCUAGCAGAGGCAAGAGUUACAGGGGAAGCAGGAGCAUCGGGAGCAGAGGCAACAAACCAAGCGUUUAUUCAGAACCUCAAGAUUCUGAAGCAUCCGUUGAUUCAGAAUCUCCAACUAAUGUCAUUUCGUGUACUGUUUUCCAACUCCAGAUCGAGGGGUUUAGAGAUCUUCAACAGUUUUCGAUGCCAUAGCCGGCCCAAGGGUCGAAACAGGUCUUCUUCACAGUGUUCACUUGCAAGUUGCUGAGAGAGAUGUGCUACAUGAAAUGGUCAAGAUAGUAAAGAAAAAGAAGGGAACAACACCAUUAGUAGAGAGAAAGCAAAUAUAAUGAAAGCAAAUUGAACAAAUCAAGCACUUUGCAAAGAAAGGUUAUUCUACCUUGGCAAUUCUAUUAGGGCUAUUUUCUUGGUUUCUAUACGAAAUGGCAGACUAGGGAAAUAGCACAUCAUCAUCAUCUGAAUAUUCAGAUGAAUGAGCAGCAAGACCCGCUCUAGGGACAGAUGAAUACUUCAACGAAAUGGUAUAUUGCACUUGCAAUAGGUGCCAAAAUAGGAAACUAAAGAAGCGACGACUUGUCGGUAUCCAUAGAUUGAACUAUGGGGUUUAUAUAGAAGAGCCGCUUCCAGUUCACAAUAUUUCUAAAGAACCAACAGAUGUCACCGAUGAUAGCCACUCUCAAGAUGAAGAACAAGACACAGUUAUGGAUGAAGACACUUUGAAGAGAUAAAUGAGGCUGGUGUCAAUGAAUUCAUCCAAGACUUCUACACAUCUUUUGAAGAAGUUACUGAUUCCCCCUAGCUCAGUUGGCUACGACACUUGUUUUCCCAAAUGCAGAUACUUCUAUAUUGGCAACACUUAUGUUGUUGUUGAAUUUGAAGGUUACACAUGGAUUGACAAAUACAUGCUUUACUGAUAUAUUAAGGCUUUUGGCAAAUAAAAUGCUUCCAAAGGACAAUAAGUUGCCUCGUUCUCAUAGAGAAGUAUCUUCAGUAAUGAAAGACAUUGGAAUGGAGUACAAUACAUAUGAUGCAUGUCCAAAUGACCAUAUAUUGUACUAUGGAAGGAAUGCAAAUUUGCAGCAAUGCCCAGUGUGUCACACAAGUAGAUAUCGUCAAGAUCAAGUAUCCAAGAAGGUUCCUUAUAAAGUACUGCGACACAUUCCAUUAAAGCCAAGGUUCGAGAGGAUGUUCAAAUGCAAGGAGUUGGCAAAAUAUAUGGUUUAUCAUGCACAUGGGAGGAGCCAAGACAGUGUCAUGUGUAUGGCCGCAGAUAGCAAAUAUUGGAAAGAGAUUGAGGAAAAAUGGCCACAUUUAAGAAAUGAGCCAAGGAAUGCAAGAAUUUCUCUAGCAAUGGAUGGUGUAAAUCCAUUUUGAGAUCUUAGAACAACAUAUUUUGUUUGGCUAGUGUUAAUUAUUAACAACAAUCUCCCCCCCUGGAUGGCAAUGAAAAAGGAGCAUGCAAUGUUAACUCUUAUCAUACCAGGGAAGUAUCACGUAAAGGAUAUGGAUGUAUACAUGGAGCCCCUCAUUGAUGAGCUUCGUGAAUUAUGGGAUGGUGUAAAUAUGCUUGAUGUAUCAAGACCUAUCAAUGAUAGAAACUUCUUCUUUCAAGCGAUGCUUAUUUGGACAAUUCAUGAUGCCCCGGGGCUCUCUAUUUGUUGUGGGCUAGAAACAAAGGGGAAACAUGGUUGUCCAUCAUGUGGGCCAAAAAUGUUGUAUAGGCAGUCAAAGGAUCUCAAUAAAACUGUAUAUGAUGAGUAUAGACAAUACUUACCACAAAAUCAUCGCUAUCGAGUACUUGAGAAAUUCAAGUUCAAUGGAAAGGAAGUGGAAAUGAGGAAGCCAAGAAGGAUGAACCCUACUAGGUGGAAAACAAUGUAUGACAAAAAAGAAGGGAUAGGCUUUCCACCGGGAAUGAAAAGACAAUCUAUUUUCUACAAAUUAGACUAUUAUGAGAACUUGCCAAUAGCCCACCUAUUUGAUACGAUGCACAUUGGGAAAAAUGUGGCAGAGUGCUUGUGGAAACAUCUAAAUGGAACCAACCUUGAAGCACAAAUAAAGUUACGAAAGGACCUCCAAGUUGUUAGUGUCAUGCCUAACAUGUGGUUGCAUGAAAACAACUCAUAUAAUCAUGCUCCGUGGACUUUUACAUCAAAGGAGAAAGAAAACAUCAUUGAUACAAUGAAAAGCAUAAGAUUUCCUUCUGGUUUUGGUGCAACAUUAAAAAACUUAUUCACGAGAGAUGGAUCAGAGUUCUCGGGCCUAAAAACACAUGAUUGGCACAAUUGGAUAAAGUAUGUGUUGUCUGCAGCAAUACCAAGCACUUUUGACCAUGAUGUUAGGUUGACUAUUUACAAAUUAUCCAAAUAUUUGAGGUAUUUUGAAUCGAUCAUUCGUACUCUUCCAUGACUUAUAGUUUUGAAGUGAUCAUAAGUCUUUAUUGUAAUACAUGUCAACACUUGUAGGUGGGUCUCAACUAUUCAGUAGAGAGCACAAUAACAAUAUAGCUUUGAUUUCAUCAUCUAAAUUUAUGCUCAUUGAUAUCAAUUGAGUAAUCAAAGUAUUAAAUUCAUUGAGGUGAUUCAACAUGAUCCCUCCCUCCUUCAUUUUUAGAUUGUAUAACUUUUUCAUGAUAAAAACUUUAUUCGAAGCCUAAGCCAUCUCAUACGUAGCAGAGAGUUUUUUCUGGAUAAUUCUUUCAAUGUCUUUUCAGCUGAAACAUUAAAAGGAAUAAUAUUGUUGGAUAACAAAAGGAAGAUUAU
Cryptomeria japonica (Japanese cedar) is the source of this 2935-nucleotide messenger RNA. RefSeq lists its product as uncharacterized. Bases 1611 to 2582 code for a protein of 323 amino acids. NCBI's taxonomy places the organism in Eukaryota, Viridiplantae, Streptophyta, Pinopsida, Cupressales, Cupressaceae. The record is from RefSeq and is a predicted model, not a curated record. The transcript has 10 exons.